UCUCCCUCUGCCGCCGUGAAGAGGACCGGGACUUCUCCGGUGGGAGUAACGUCCACCCGUCCAUCCAAGGGAGGACCUGGUUGCUGACAGGUCAGCCUCCUCUCCCUUCGGAGCUGGCUCUCCUCCGCCCAGCAACCUUCUGCCCACCUGGCUGGCAGCCCUCAGCUGUCCCUCCCCGUUUCUCUCCUUCUCGAUUAAAACAGAAGAGAUGUUCAGCCCCCCUCCUCAUUCCUGCAGCUUAAGGCCAGGCUCCCCAGCAGUCACCCGCUGUUCCCUUCCUGAAGGGAAGGUGUAGUCUUUCCCUGCCUCCAGGUCAAGGUGGCUGUUCUUGAAGAGUCAGCUCCACCUAAGCUUUCUGCCAAGGUGAUGUCUUCCUCCAGAGGCCCCACCCAUCCAGCGCCCGGCCCCAACGACCCCGAGAAAGGCAGUCUAGCCAGCGUCCCAGAAAUUAUCCGGAAGAAGCGGGAUGGCGAGAAGCUGCAGCCGGAGGAAAUCCGCUAUUUUGUGCAAGGCCUCAGCACGGGCAGCUUGCAGGAGGGGCAAAUAGGGGCCAUGCUGAUGGCCAUUCGGCUGCGAGGCAUGGAGCCCGACGAGACGCUGACGCUGACCCAGGAAAUGGCUGCUUCGGGGACAACGCUGCCGUGGCCCAAGGAGUGGCAAGAGCUGCUGGUGGACAAGCACUCCACGGGGGGCGUGGGAGACAAAGUCAGCCUGCCCCUGGCUCCUGCGUUGGCUGCCUGCGGCUGCAAGGUGCCCAUGAUCAGUGGCCGGGGCCUGGCCCACACAGGGGGCACGCUGGACAAGCUGGAGUCUGUGCCAGGCUUCAGGGUUUCCCAGAGCCCAGAGCAGAUGAAACAGAUCCUGGAACAAGUCGGCUGCUGCAUUGUGGAACAGAGCAAAGAGCUGGUCCCGGCCGACAAAGUCCUCUAUGCCCUGAGAGACGUCACGGCCACGGUGGACAGCCUGCCCCUCAUGAUAAGUUCCAUCCUGAGUAAGAAGGUGGUGGAGAACCUCUCUGCCCUGGUGCUGGAUGUAAAAUUUGGCAGUGCUGCCCUGAAACACACCCUGGAGGAUGCUCAGCAGUUUGCCCAGAACCUGGUGUCCGUCGGAAACCAGCUGGGGAUGAAAACAGCGGCGGUUCUGAGCAGGAUGGAUGAGCCCUUGGGGCGUCGCGUGGGCAAUUCCUUGGAAGUCCUUGAAGCCUUGCAGUGCCUGGAAGGAGGCGGCCCCAAGGACCUCCGUGAGCUGGUGAUCACGCUAGGAGGAAUCUUGCUGUGGCAGACCGGGCGAGCCAGCUCCGUGCGCGACGGGGCCACCCAGAUCGGCCACGUCCUGGACAACGGGGCCGCCCUGCGCACCUUCCAGGCCAUGCUCCAGGCUCAAGGGGUGGAAGCCGAGACGGCCCGAGUCCUGUGCGAGGGGACGGAGGAGCAGCGCUCGCAAGUGCUGAAGCCGGCUGGCACCCAAGAGGAGCUGCGGACAUUGCAGGAUGGGACCGUGCAGCAGAUCCUGGCUAUGCCCAUUGCACAGGUGCUCCACGGCUUGGGAGCCGGCCGGACCCGGGAGGGGCAGAAGAUCAACCACCGGGUGGGCGCAGAGCUGCUGGUCUCCGUGGGGCAGCAAGUGAAGAAAGGGACUCCAUGGAUCCGCAUCCAUUACGAAACCCCCAAGCUGAGCAACACCCACCGAGACACCUUGCAGAAGGCCCUGAUUCUGGCGGACGCAGAGCCCGCUGUCCCCAGCUUGAAGGUGGUGAAAAUGCUUCUUUCUGGUGAAGAGUCAGAGGCGACUGGAUCACAGGGAGAGGGAGAAGGGGCUCCUGAGAAAUAGCAGGCCCUGGAUCAGCGAGCAGAAAGAUCUUCUUGGCAGCAUCUUCCAACUCUUGGGGGCCCAACCUUGGACUAAGUGUCUUUUACAGAACCCCCAUUAAGCCAGGAUGAGAAAAGGUGGUUUCUGCAAGAGGCAGCUUGCAAAAUACUUCCGUGAUCUCCCUCAGAGAGGUGGAAGGUGGGAUAGACUUGAAGGGCUAGGUUGGGGAGAUAGCAUCCUGGAGAAGAUCCACCUCUGUGGUCAUUAAGAGAUGACACCAACUUGAUGCCCCCAUCCUCAUCAGUCAGGUGUGUAUAUUGCCAGAAGAUUGAAAUCUGUGAGUGGUCCUGCAGCACCAACCCAUCUGUGUCAAUAAAUGCUACCAUCCUGUGACUGCCACCACCA
Messenger RNA from Python bivittatus (Burmese python), 2214 nucleotides. RefSeq names its product thymidine phosphorylase (gene TYMP). Gene Ontology annotation, biological process: pyrimidine nucleobase metabolic process; pyrimidine nucleoside metabolic process. The record is from RefSeq and is a predicted model, not a curated record. Gene Ontology annotation, molecular function: 1,4-alpha-oligoglucan phosphorylase activity; pyrimidine-nucleoside phosphorylase activity. Gene Ontology annotation, cellular component: cytosol. NCBI's taxonomy places the organism in Eukaryota, Metazoa, Chordata, Lepidosauria, Squamata, Pythonidae.